AUGACGACCGACAACUCGACUGACUUAAAAAAAAAGAUGGCGGAGCAGGAUAAGUUGAAUGAUUUCGCCGAGAGAACUUAUCACAAACUCGCCCAAGUUCGUCAUACGAUCAUGAUCGACAUGAUCCCAAUGAAGAGCCCCACCAAACCAGCGCCAAUCAAGAAGGUCGUCAAACCAAAAUCUCCAGGAAUCAAGUCACCAACCGAAAAGUCUCCACUCGAGAAAGUCACCUCUCCAACCACCAAAACAAACAAGAAAAACGCCAAAAAAUACGCUCCAUUGAUGGCGAAAAUCAUCAAGGACGUGAAGUCGGACGGAUUCAGUUUUUGA
Caenorhabditis remanei is the source of this 330-nucleotide messenger RNA. RefSeq lists its product as uncharacterized. The transcript is spliced from 2 exons. NCBI's taxonomy places the organism in Eukaryota, Metazoa, Nematoda, Chromadorea, Rhabditida, Rhabditidae. The record is from RefSeq and is a predicted model, not a curated record. Bases 1 to 330 code for a protein of 109 amino acids.